AUGAUGUGGCCUCGGUUCAAACAAUGGCUAUCGAACUGGCCGUCUCGACUAGUCUUUCGCUACCUUAGCACACUCUUUCUCAUAUGUUUCGCCAUUACCAAUUACAUACUAUGGACCAGCAGUCAGGGAUGGGAUGUAACAGAACCAAAGGGCCCUGUCACUUUGGGUCCAAAGCAUCCAAUUAAGAAGCUUAUGGCAGAUGCCCGCGCCCGCCAUGAGAACCUCCUUUCAAAACGAAGUCAUGACCUUUACGAAGCUUCCGAACGUUAUCGCGCCCGCCGAGGACGUCACCCACCACCAGGCUUCGACAAAUGGGUGGAGGCAGCUCUUGCUUCGGAUAGCAUCAUUGUGGAGGAUUACUUCGAUCGCAUAUACAAGGACUUGUCCCCAUUCUGGGCGCUCGAUGCUCAUACAAUCGCAAGGCGCGCAUCCGCAUGGCACUGGGUCGUCAAGGUUCGCAAUGGCGUAGCUACUGGCGUUGGUGACACAACGAACCGUGUGCCGUGGCUGACAUUAUGGACCGACCUUGUCAAGGAAUUUGCCCAGGAUAUGCCCGACGUCGACAUGCCAAUUAACUACAUGGACGAGCCACGACUUCUCGUUCCAUUUGACGACCUAUCGAAGCUCGUCGACCACGAGCGCGCCAACCGACGCAUAGCGCCCAUGAAAGAAGUCUUUACCAAGUUCAAGAGUCUCUCUAAGCUCGACGAUGAGAAACCUCAGCCCUACGAUCCUUAUUGGCACAAUAGCUCAGCGAACUAUUGGGAACUUGCGCGUGUGACGUGUGACCCCAACGCUCCGUCGCGCAAUGUCCAACAAGUCUCAGACUUGAAGGCUCCCGUCGAAUAUCCCUCGAAUUGGAACCCCGAGUAUGCGUACAGAGGUUAUGUCAAGAAUUGGACCGCCUCUCAGGACCCUUGCCUACAACCUCAUCUUCGCCAGAUGCAUGGAAGCUUUGUCGCACCUCUCAGUCUAUCUACUUCCACCGAGUUGAUUCCUUUGUUUGGCGGAUCCAAGCUCCCCGUGAACAAUGAGAUUCUGAUCCCUGGUGCCAUGUAUCUUACUGAGGACGAAUUCUAUUCUGGCGGGGAGAAAAUGGGCCCCGCGUGGCAUGCCAAGAAAACAGGCAUUGUCUGGAGGGGCGACGCAUCCGGUGGUGAGCCGAGAGCUGAUGUCUGGCAUCGUUUUCACCGUCACCGUCUUAUGCAGAUGCUCAACGGCUCUUAUGUUGACAGCGUUGAGCGUCAAGGUGUCAAACCCAAAACUUUCCAAUUACCUACCCCCGAUCCCUACAACAGUACUCACCGCGCUUCUAAUACCGUUGGUCAGUGGUUGCAGCAGAUCUCUGACUGUGGAUUCAAACGGCUCCUAUGCGAGAAAGUUGGCUGCGAUCAUUUCACUCCUUAUUUCCGUGAACUCAAGCACAUGUCUAUGAAGGAGCAGUACCGCUUUAAAUUCCUGCCCGAUACCGAUGGCAACUCCUUCAGCGCCCGCUUCCGAGGUUUCCUACGUUCCUCGAGCAUGCCUCUCAAAGCCACUAUUUAUGCCGAAUGGCAUGAUGAUCGCCUUACGCCGUGGGUUCACUUCGUGCCUUUCGACAACACCUUCCAGGACCUUUAUCCUAUCCUCGAAUUCUUUACUGACGAGGAAGUUGGCGGAGAUACUGCGGCUCGAUUCAUUGCCGAACGGGGCAGGGACUGGGCUAGCCAAGUUCUUCGCCGCGAAGAUAUGCGCCUUUAUACCUGGCGCCUAUUACUCGAGUGGGCUCGGGUUUGCGAUGAAGAUCGCGAGAAACUAGGAUUUAUAAGAGAUUUGGUGGAACCAAGGAAAGACUCCAUACGAUAA
Messenger RNA from Fusarium sp. VM40, 1845 nucleotides. The record is from the annotation of a GenBank genome assembly. NCBI's taxonomy places the organism in Eukaryota, Fungi, Ascomycota, Sordariomycetes, Hypocreales, Nectriaceae.